GCUCUAAGUAAAAAGUUGCAUUGACAGCCGUCGCCGCGUGCACCGACCAGCUGUGUGACGCCUGACCUCUUGAGACGCACUGGCCAAUAUUUUGAGCGAUCGUACUGAACGAAUAUCGUUUGCUCUCAAAAUAUAAUCGCACUCUGAUAAACGAGGAGAAGAGGAAAAACAACAGCAUGGCGAGUAGACUACUACCAACAUCAUCCAGCAAACAUUAGAAACAAACUUAACGAUCAGCCAUUGACUUCUGUUUGGUAUCGACCGUGUCGGUCACUAUGCAGACGCCAGCCACCUAAUGCUACAGUCUGGUGGCGCUUUGUUAGCUGAUCACGUCAUCGCCAUAGCGGAAGCGCUGGCAGGAGGAGCAACAUCACGACGACGUUUCUGCCUGUCUGUUUGCCUGCCUGUAUGGCUGUUUUGGGUUAACCAUCCGACAACGAACUAGUGCUGCUGAACUAUUCGCUGCUCUGUUGUCCGUAGUGGCCUGCGAUUCUGUUGCUGUUGCUGUUGGACCGACUGGUGGACGCACGUUCCGUCGUCGCCUCAUCGAAAACGAAACGGUCAACUUUAAUAACAAAAACGCAAGCAACUGAGUGUGGCGGGUGUUUGUACUAUAUGUACGAGAAGUGUAGAAGGCUGGAAAAUAUAACAAUUGUGGAGUUUUUCGUAGUGGUCAAUUUCGUGGAAAAUUUUUCCUGAAAUUGUUGUGUUUUUUCGUAUUUGCUCGUGCCGUCGCCUGCCCUCCUCCGUUUGUGUACCCCCACGACCACCAUCAUCACCAUCAGCGCCACCAUCACUACCAUCGGACAAAGUGGUGCAACGUCCAAGCAUUGAUACUCGUGGUGUUCUAGUUAACGAUUGAAGAGGAUAGUCGUUGUUGCGGCAACAAUGGCCAAGAAGACGUACGAUCUCCUAUUCAAAUUGCUGCUCAUCGGUGAUUCGGGUGUGGGCAAAACGUGUAUCUUGUUCCGCUUCUCCGAUGACGCUUUUCAUUCGACAUUCAUCUCGACGAUCGGAAUCGAUUUCAAAAUCAAAACGAUUGAGUUACACGGCAAGAAAAUCAAACUACAAAUCUGGGAUACCGCAGGACAGGAGCGGUUCCACACAAUUACUACGUCGUAUUAUAGGGGAGCGAUGGGCAUUAUGCUCGUCUAUGACAUUACUAAUCAGAAGAGUUUUGAAAAUAUUGCCAAGUGGCUAAGAUAUAUCGACGAACACGCAAAUGAAGACGUAGAGAAAAUGAUUCUUGGUAACAAAUGUGACAUGGAAGCCAAGAGGGUGAUUAGUAAGGACAAAGGAGAGGCGAUCGCGCGGGACCACAACAUCAAAUUUCUUGAAACGUCAGCCAAAGCGAAUAUCAACAUUGAGGAGGCGUUCACGCAAUUGGCCGAGGCUAUUCUGCAGAAACAGAUGUCUGGGAGAGCAAUUGAUGCAACAGCUCAGGAUAAAGUGAACGUCGCAGGAGGCGGUGACCGAAGCCGGUUCGGAGCGAACUGCUGCAACUGAAUGCAUCAGAGCGUCACAGCGAUCUUCCUUGCAUCUGCAGAUGAAGAUAGACAACAAAACAAAGGACAUCUACGGCAUUUCUUAUUUUAAUAUGCUGUAGAGCUGUUGUACAUGACAACACCGAUUACGACAGAUGGAGAAACUGCAGAGAGCAGUUGCGCGCUGAACGAAUUCGAACAAUUGCUGGCGAUUCAGGACCCUGAUUGGUGAGGUUGAUCAGUCAAGCCAGUUUGCUGUGAGCAGAUCACCCACCCCACAGUUUACAGUGAAUUUGUUGGCAACGAUACGGCGGCUAAUGAUGAGGACGUCGAAGACGAUCUUGACGAUAAUUUUGACGAUAACUAACACCAUGAAGAUAAUGAAGGCAAAAAUAGCCUGCUAGCAGUACGCAUUAAAAGCAAUCAUCCGCUGGACGAACUGUUGCUGGGACUCGUAAAACUGUGUAACUCUGUCAGUUUAUAAUAACUACUGAAUAUUAUACGAUAUUAAAAAUAUAAUAAUAAUCAUUAAUAAUAACAAUGAUAAUAGAUUCAAGGAUGUUGUCCGGGUAAACUGAAAACUGUGCUUGGGUUGAUUGGGUUCUUCGUAGGCUGGAUGAAAUCAUAGAACUCAACGGUGAUCAUGGUAACGGGGACAGAUUAAUGCUGAUGCAGAUGACAUGAACUGACAAUAAGGUGGCGCAAAUGUAAUAGUAACAAUAAGAAAAUAUACUAAGUAUAUCAAUGUGAAAUAAGCAGUGCUGAUAUGCAAGUUGAGGAGACUCCGGACGUUGAAAUUUAACGCAGCAAAUACUUUGGUGAAGUUAGUUAUUGAUCGGUGGGUCGUCAGUCGUUAGGAGCGAACGGGCAAGCGAGUGAGUUGAUUGUAGUACCUGUUCUGUGAUUCCACUGCUAUCUUUGAGUGUACAAAACAAGCAAAAUAAAUAGCAACACGAGCAACAAAUGCGGUGAGCAAAGGAUAACGGUAACUUCGACGAGUUUAGGAACGGGAAGUAGCUAAAAAAUAAACAGAGCACGAAACACGAUAAUGAUAAUAACAAUAAUAAACUAAAAAUAAACAGCGUCACCAUAAUAAAAUAACAACACAUUGAAAUCUUAGUAUUAUACGUGCGUGUGUAAAUGCGGGUUUAAUUGUGGAAAAUCGGUUUGUCUAGUGACCGACCGCUGACAGGGUUCGAGAGUUCGGCGGAGCAAAGGACGAGGGGGUAAACGAUGGGCUUGAACGUAAAGAAAAAACACAUUGAGGCAAAUGAAAUAUGAAAAUUCUAGCGCCUAGCAUCGAAGCAGCCUAGAAGAAUAGAUACAUUAUACGUAAAUACGUGUAAAAAUUUUCUAUUAUGGCAAUUCGGUGCCGUUGUAAAGCUUUUUUUCCGCUAUUCUUUCGACGAAUCGAACAGUCUCUGUUGAAAGAUUCGUUGCGUUUUCAUUAUUCAAGUGGACGUGUGCGAUUGUGUAGUAAACUAAACUGUACCUUGUUUCUUUUUUAACUAGAAAUAUCGAAGCAGCCUGACUUAUAAUCAGUUUUCAGUGUCACACCUGUCCUCUAGCCUGACCCAGUUGGUAAAUACGAUAGAGAUAUCAUAUUAAAAGAAAAACUUUUUCGCUGAUGAUCCUUCUCUCUAUGAUGUGCCCUCUUCUCGAUGCUCUUUGAUCCUAUUCAUAUCCCUCAACUCAAUAGAACUGUUGCUUUGUAUGCGAGUAGCGCGAACCCUGCCUAAUUAUAGUGGUACUUAUAUUCGGUGAAUGAAGUUUUGGAAUUAACAAGAGUUCUUAUUGUCGUAGGUCUGCCGGCUUGUUUUCGCCUGGGCAUGCCUCACUCGUAAGGGAUAUCCAUCAUCACCAUUGAUAUUCCGUUGUUGGUAUCUCCAGAACUAGACAGACGCAUGCGAACUACAUAAGAUAACAUGAACCUCACGAAGAUGCUGUGUUGCAAAUACGUCGCAGUGAUGCCUAUGGAAUGAGAACAAAACGAAAGUUAUAAUUCAUAAUUUUAACCAACUGCAAUAAAACAAAAGAAAAUAAGGGUGGGGCACCCCAAAUUCAGGUAAAGCACUGCGAGAAGUGCAAAGAUAAAAAUACGUCAAAAGAUACGCCCGUUUCAACGGUAAAGACUAGCUUUUAGACGAAUCAUGACCUACUGACAACGACUACUGUUGUAGGUAAAUUGAAGUGUGCUUGAAAUUUCAAUGUUAAUUACCUCCUCCUUCUGUUUUGCAUAAUCAUUAACAAACAUUAAAUCGAUCUAUCGAUGAUCUGAUAGCUGUUAUCGAAGGGUAGCAUAUAGCUGCCUGUCUGUGUGUACUCACAAAAAAAGCACGGAAUUGGAAAAUAAUAAUGAUAGCCAACAUUAGCAGCGGCGAACCCACAUGAGUUAAAGCGGAAUGCGGCAGGGCGACAGUACAGUGACUAUCAGUGGGUUAGAGGAAGAAAGUCAUAUAGGAAAUAGCAGAUAGCCUAACUACCAGGUAUGCUAUUUCCGCGGGACAUUACCCACUACUUUUUGUACUGCCAACUUAGGCUUAUGGUAGCGUACGAGUUGCAGUAUUCAGCCGCAUUACUGUUCCAACUGAUUGCCUACGAUAAAAUACUGGUGGUAGUGAUAAUAAUUAUAAUGAUGACGAUGGUGGCAGUAGAAAACCUACGUGUUGGUAAUGAGAUCCCGCUUCCAGGUAUUCCAAAAGCCUUUUUAUAUUUUUAUACCUACAACUAGGACAGUUACAUAGGCACAGAAGGAGGAAGAGAAAGGAAAUAUCAGAAAGCUAAAGGCCAACAACAUAUGACAACAAUAAUGACGAUAACAGUAAUUUAGGGAAUAAUGAUAGAGAAAAUAAUAAAAAUAGAACGGUGCACGGUAUGAGUGCGGGUUGGAAAUGGUGUGUAUGAGGAUAUCGAUGUUACUCAUAUGGUUUGUUUAAGAUGCAUGGGGUCAGGGAUACUUCAUUCGAGUCGAGAAAUAUUGUUUAUAGUUCUAUAGACAAACGAAAAUGAGGAACAGAAGCAAUUCGAAUUGGUUAUAGUGGGCCGCAAAAAAGGCAACUAAAGGAUCAACGGGAGUUACGAUACUAGCGUCGGUUCAUCAGUAAAAUCUGUUCAAAUAUUCUAUUUCAACGCACUGAUUCCUCAAUUUCUUAUGAACUAAAAACGCUCGAACUGAAAAGCAAAAAAUGCGGGUGUCUGUUGUUAAUAGGCUUCGAAGUGAAGCGCAAAUGGUCUAAUUGCCGGCGUCCGAUAACCAAAACCGCCAAGCUUUAACCAAAAAGAAAUGUUCACCCAUGGGGCGAACCCAUUAGAGAGUAAACGUAAGUACACUGUCAGUAAUAGCUAACCAUGACUUUUACCUCUCCGAAGGUGAUUUCUCCUCUUGGAAAUAAGGCCCGUCGAAUGCUGUUGACUUGGAAACAGGCGCGACGCACCAUUGUCCAGAUGGGGACCACAGAUGGGAUCACGGCGUCGGAACACCGAUAGCUCACCAUCUAACCGUGCGCUAGCAUAGGGCUUAUGGCGCGUUUGAUUUUACGAUGAUCGAAACAAGUGCAAACUUUCUUGUGAACUUGCUAACUUUCGGCGGUUACGAAAAAAAUUGAAAACUGUUAAAUCGAUAUGACAUGGGAUAUAUAUAUAUAUAUACAUAUAGGUAUUUAGGUCGACUGUUCUUCAUUGUCAUUUGUCCUUGUUAUUAGAUCUGCGAGCUUCAGCCCUGCCGAAGAAACGAGCAAAGUGAAAUCGUGUCGGGAAAGGCCAUGCGAAUUGGUUCAUGUGAAUUCCUUUUUAUUACGCGUGAAGUAAUAACCUUUACACAAAAGUUGAUAAUACAGCAACGGUUUUGUUUAACCUAUGCUGAUAAUGACAAAUGAAGAAUCAAAUCCGCGUCAAACAGAUUAGCUAAACGGCGUUGGGUGGGGAUGAAUGGUCUAGUUGAUAAAAAUGUGAAAGUUUAAUUAUAUGAUAACGGUAAUAUUGAUAAUAAUAUAAUAAUAAUAACAGUGAUGGUAUUAUAGAGAGAAACAGACACGUGUAACAUGCAAAAAACACCAAAAUAUCUCGCGAAACAGCUGGAUGACACAGUAAUGAUAGCAUAACAGCAGAACUAAGAUGAAACGAAAAUUUCAAGAAUGCACGCACUUAGGCUAGAGAGGUCUUUAAGACAAGGAUAAAAAUAUUAAAUAAAAAAUAUAAAUAAUUUUUCAA
Varroa destructor (honeybee mite) is the source of this 5693-nucleotide messenger RNA. RefSeq names its product RAS oncogene family member Rab10 (gene Rab10). NCBI's taxonomy places the organism in Eukaryota, Metazoa, Arthropoda, Arachnida, Mesostigmata, Varroidae. Gene Ontology annotation, molecular function: GTPase activity; GTP binding. The record is from RefSeq and is a predicted model, not a curated record.